AUGGCCGCUCCUCGGGGAAGACUCCAAGGCAAGAAUGCCAUCAUCACCGGUGCUGCUGGAGGCAUCGGUCUCGAGACAAGCAUCCUCUUCGCCCGCGAAGGUGCCAAUGUCCUGAUGGCCGAUAUCUCCGCCCCCGCACUCGAGAAGGCCCUCGCCAAAGUGAAGGAAGUCGUUCCCAACGCCCCCCGAGUGGAAACAAUCAAGUGCGAUGUCUCCAAGGAGGCCGAGGUGCAGGCCAUGGUGGAGUCCCAGGACAGCUGGGGUGGAACGGACGUGAUCUUCAACAAUGCCGGGAUAAUGCAUGCCGAUGACGCCGAUGCGAUCGAUACCCCAGAGAAGAUCUGGGAUCUCACCCAGAAUAUCAAUGUCAAGGGCGUCUGGUUUGGCUGCAAGCAUGCGGUCCUGAGCUUGCGGCGCCACAAGAAGAGCCGGGGUAGCAUUAUCAACACGGCCUCCGUCGUGGCACUUGUGGGUAGCGCUACACCGCAGCUAGCCUAUACCGCCAGCAAGGGGGCCGUUCUCGCGAUGACUCGGGAACUGGCGAUUGUGCAUGCUCGGGAGGGCUUCCGGUUCAAUGCCCUGUGCCCUGCGCCGCUCAACACUCCCCUUCUGCAAGACUGGCUGGGUGAUGACCAGGCCAAGCGUCACCGUCGUGAGGUGCACUUCCCCACGGGACGCUUCGGCGAGGCCAUCGAACAGGCCCAUGCCGUGGUAUUCCUUGCCAGCGAUGAGAGCAGCUUCGUCAACGGCAGCGACUUUGUCGUUGAUGGUGGCAUGACCAAGGCUUAUGUGACUCCCGAGGGUCCCGCUACUGUUCCCCCGAAGAACCAGGGUCAUUAA
Aspergillus clavatus NRRL 1 is the source of this 840-nucleotide messenger RNA. RefSeq names its product putative short-chain dehydrogenase/reductase family protein. The transcript has 4 exons. The record is from RefSeq and is a predicted model, not a curated record. Bases 1 to 840 code for a protein of 279 amino acids. NCBI's taxonomy places the organism in Eukaryota, Fungi, Ascomycota, Eurotiomycetes, Eurotiales, Aspergillaceae. Gene Ontology annotation, molecular function: oxidoreductase activity.